Molecule: messenger RNA, 177 nt
Organism: Enterospora canceri
Lineage: Eukaryota; Fungi; Microsporidia; Enterocytozoonidae
Source: the annotation of a GenBank genome assembly
AUGGCUUCGUAUCAUCUGAACUGUGUCAUUUGCAUCCACCUCAUCCACCUGUUCACUCAAUCUCAGCUUGGCAUGAGCAGUUGCAAUUCUGAUCAUCGUCUCAAGCAGCCUUGGAGUGAUGUUGAUCAGAAGAUGCUUCUCGUUCUUUCUGCUCCUGAACUCGGUGUACGCUUGUGA